This is a messenger RNA of Heterobasidion irregulare TC 32-1, 1841 nucleotides long. RefSeq lists its product as uncharacterized. The annotation marks the transcript as partial. The record is from RefSeq and is a predicted model, not a curated record. The transcript has 8 exons. Lineage: Eukaryota; Fungi; Basidiomycota; Agaricomycetes; Russulales; Bondarzewiaceae.
CAUGUCUGAAACAACCCCAUUGCUCGAGAACAGUCCGACCAUCACAGCAUACUCUGAUGGGUCUGCAACUGAGUACACACCCUCAUCCGCGUCUUCUCGUACAUGGAUUCCUCAAGCACGGUCUGAUCGUACCCUAGUUUUAUGCUUUGACGGUACCGGCGAUCAAUUUGACCAAGAUAACUCGAACAUCGUCCAGUUUCUGGCUAUGCUCAGGAAAGAUGAUACCUCGAAGCAGCUUGUCUAUUACCAGGCUGGGAUCGGGACGUACACCAACCCCGUUCUGGUCACUCCUGUUAUCUCACAAGUAUCGGAAACUCUGGACGAAAUGUUCGCAUGGAACUUGAGUGCGCAUGUCAAAGGCGGGUAUGAAUUCUUGAUGCAAAAUUAUGCUGCCGGUGAUAAGAUCUGUAUCUUUGGCUUCUCCCGCGGAGCUUACACAGCUCGUGCACUCGCCGGGAUGCUCCAAAAAGUUGGAUUAUUACCGGUCUGCAAUCAUCAACAGCUUCCUUUCGCCUACACGAUGUACGCGCGUGACGAUGAGGAAGGCUUGAAGCUCAGCGUCAUGUUCAAGAGGACAUUCUCUAUUGACGUGAAGAUCGAAUUUCUCGGAGUUUGGGAUACCGUAGCAUCUGUGGGGCUUGUGCCUCGCUCCCUUCCCUUUGUCGGAACGAACAGUGCGAUCCGCUUUUUCCGACAUGCCCUUUCCCUAGAUGAGCGCCGUGCGAAAUUCAUGCCGAGUUUCUAUAUCCAAUCCGCCGAAAAUGUACACUUGACGGCUUCUCCUCGUCCUGCCCCUGUUCGUAGGCAAACGAGUCAGAUCAAGGCCUAUGAGGAUGAGGAAAACGCGAAGAGUGGAUUCACUACGGAUGUGCUAGAGGUGUGGUUCGCUGGGGUUCACUGUGACGUCGGAGGCGGUUCCGUUCGCAAUGGUGAACGUCAUAGCCUUGCCCGCAUCCCGCUUCGUUGGAUGAUACGCGAAUGUUUCGAGGCCAAAACAGGCAUCAUUUUUGAUGCUCACAUGCUUCAAAAUGAGGUCGGUAUGAAUGUGGAUUUUGACAAAAUGUCGCUCAAACCUCUGCCUCCACGAUUGUCUCCUCGGCCUGAGCUCAAGACCCAGCACAUCCAGCCCAACGACGACAUCCCGUCGUUCUUCUCGUCGCUCUGGAAAUUCGUCUGGAGUGCCGUGUCUUUCCCAUUCAUCCUCCUAACCAGCCUCAUCACAGGCGGAAGGAAACCCUCAAUCAAUCUAGAGCCCAGACUAAGGAGCCCAUUCCUUGAUGAGGAUGUCGAGGAGUUGCAGGAUGCUUUGAGUCCAAUAUAUGACCAGCUCCCACGCCAGUGGUACUGGCGUGUACUCGAGUGGAUACCCUUGCAUGUCAAGAAGCAGAAGGCCCUCGUCGCUCAGACGGACAAUGAAAAUGACUACGUCUGGACCAUCAACAAAGGCAGAGGUCGGAAGGUAUUCCGACACGUUAUGGACCGACAACUCAAGAUCCACCGAUCCGUGAAGACGAGAUUGGAAGCUCUGGACGCGGCCGGGAAAGCAGGGACGUAUAUUCCCCAGAUCCGUCCUAAACUCACACAUGAGCCUGCGCGGAGAAUGACACAUCAAGAUUGGAAUGUCAAUGAGUCUACAUGGUUCAAGUGGUGGGACUAGAUGGACGUAUCGUUCAGUCUGAAGCGCGGGGAACUUAGUGGCUUUACUACGGCGACUGUCCGAGACUCACUUACGAUUCUGUACACAUCUCGUGAUUGAUCAACGACGUCAUUGUGCUUGUUUCGACGUCAGCGGCACUGCAAAUGUGUCGAUCAGAAUCAUUGCAUGGAUUAUUCCCCUUGGC